AUGCGGAAGAACCAGCACUCCAGGCUGCUACAAAGCUACCCCAAAACGCAGAGUCCGCAACCAAAAUGGCGGAGACCACAUGGCGAGCUACCCAAGCAUGAAGUAAGAAACACGUCCCCACUGUACGCCGCCGGCAAGCCAACAUGGGAAGCAAAGAAACAGGCAGGCACCCUGGGACAAGCUGAACCGUGGUGGAGAAGCAGGAGCCGCUUUGUACCUCCGCAGGCAUCAUCACAAACAGCGA
Messenger RNA from Pelobates cultripes (western spadefoot toad), 244 nucleotides. The record is from the annotation of a GenBank genome assembly. Lineage: Eukaryota; Metazoa; Chordata; Amphibia; Anura; Pelobatidae.